GUGAGCGCGUGCUUUCCAACAUCAACGUGUAUAGGGUUUAUUUAAAAAUCCUUAUUAUGAGUUAUGACCAUAAACUCCGGGUUCCCCCGUUCCUUAUUUCGGCGCUUUCCGUUUCGGUGCGACUGUGGAUUUCAAAAGCAGGAUUUCCCUUCUCUAUUCUCGGCCCCUUCCACUAGUUGAAGAUUCUAGGCUGAGAUUGAGUUGUUAGAGAUUCGAGCCUGCCAUGGAUGAGGGUUUGGUUGAUGACAUUAUAAGGAGGCUGCUUGAUGCGAAGACAGUGAGGGCGCCGAAGCAGGGGCAGUUGACGGAGUCAGAGAUUAAGGAGCUUUGUUUGGCGUCCAAAAAGAUAUUUCUCAGCCAGCCUAAUCUUCUUGAGCUCGAAGCACCUAUCAAGAUUUGUGGUGAUAUUCAUGGUCAGUACUCUGAUCUUCAGCGGUUGUUUGAGUAUGGUGGGUAUCCACCUGAGGCCAAUUAUCUAUUCUUAGGAGACUAUGUUGACCGCGGUAAGCAGAGUGUAGAAACAAUUAGUCUUCUUCUUGCGUACAAGAUUAAAUACAAGGAGAACUUUUUUCUCCUAAGAGGCAACCAUGAAUGUGCUUCUAUCAAUAGGAUAUAUGGUUUCUUUGAUGAGUGCAAGAGGAGGUAUAAUGUUCGUGUUUGGAAGAUGUUUACAGAGUGCUUUAACUGCUUGCCUGUUGCUGCCCUUAUUGAUGAGAAGAUACUAUGCAUGCAUGGAGGACUAUCUCCUGAACUGAAACACUUGGAUCAAAUUAGAAAGAUUCCCCGCCCUGUAGAUGUACCUGACCAAGGUCUCUUAUGUGACUUGUUGUGGGCUGAUCCUGACAGAGAUAUUGAAGGAUGGGGAGAGAACGAUCGGGGUGUAUCAUAUACAUUUGGAGCAGAUAAGAUCACUGAAUUUCUAGAGGAGCAUGACCUUGAUCUCAUAUGCCGAGCUCACCAGGUUGUGGAAGACGGAUACGAGUUCUUUUCAAACCGACAGCUGGUCACCAUAUUUUCUGCACCAAAUUACUGUGGUGAGUUUGACAAUGCUGGUGCAAUGAUGAGUGUAGAUGACACAUUAACAUGCUCAUUCCAAAUCUUGAAGGCCUCUGAGAAGAAAGGAAAAUCUGGAUUUGGAAACGCACAGAGACCAGCUACACCGCCUCAUAAGGGUCCCAAGGGAUAGAUACAUUUUGUUCAUGUAGACACAACAUGCCCUACAUCUACAAAGUGAUGCUCCCAAUAGUUUUGAAUUUCAAUCUAAGGAUUGGAAAAAAGCUCAACUGGCCAGGUUCCUUAUUUUGUUCUCACAAAAGGGCUUUGUGGUCAAUGCCGUUCACCUAUGUAACACUGUCUUAUUUCUAAAAUGUAAAACGCAACAAACUUCAAUAUUUCCAAAUGGGUUGUUUCUUACUUUCUUUUUCCUCCUGUGUGUUGUAGUGUUUCCAUUUUCUUGUGAAACAAUUAGACAAAACCUGAAGACUAUUGCAAUUUGCAAAUCAUCUUUAAUUAACUGCACAUAUUGAAUUGCUGUCAGUGUUAUAGAUUUU
This is a messenger RNA of Cuscuta europaea, 1550 nucleotides long. Lineage: Eukaryota; Viridiplantae; Streptophyta; Magnoliopsida; Solanales; Convolvulaceae. The record is from the annotation of a GenBank genome assembly.